This is a messenger RNA of Babesia microti strain RI, 765 nucleotides long. RefSeq lists its product as hypothetical. The transcript has a single exon. Gene Ontology annotation, cellular component: precatalytic spliceosome. The coding region runs from base 1 to 765 and encodes 254 amino acids. The record is from RefSeq and is a predicted model, not a curated record. Gene Ontology annotation, biological process: RNA splicing. Lineage: Eukaryota; Apicomplexa; Aconoidasida; Piroplasmida; Babesiidae.
AUGAGCCACAUACAUUCUAAUCGCGCCCGCGAUGAAAGGAGUCACAGCCAUAGUUCGAUGUACGAUCGAUACGACAGAUCCUCUACUUAUAGAACUACUAUAAGUAGAGGAUACAGACCUAGCAAGCGUGGCAAAUCUGCUAACAUAGAACUUAAAGGCGAUUAUAGCCCGGAUAGACAGAGAGAUCGUUAUGAUCGCAGAAGUAGGCAUAGCAGAUCGACUAGUAGGCAUGAUGACGGCCACAGUUCACACAUCAAAUAUCGCUCUUCAAGCAGUAGACAUAGAGAUAGGAGAUCAUCUAGCAGAUGCAACGACCGUAGGUCAAGAUAUAAUGUUAAAGGAUAUAAUCGUAGCAGAAGGGAUUCAUCAUCAUCUGCAGAAACUUACAUGAGAACAGAUGAAUUUGGCCGCGAACGUUGUAGCCCGAGUUAUGGCUAUAGAAGAAGGGUCUCUAGGAGUUCAUCAAUAUCUAGCAUAGAAGAACAAGCUGAUCCGGCUACCGACAAUUCCACUACAAUUAACGGUUCUGAAAAUUUGCCAAAUGAAGUGACAUUGAACAAUAUUGAUGGAAGUGAUAAUGCCAAUUCUGUUGAGUUGGACUUUUCCAACUUCGCCGAGCUAUUUGGUUUUGAUAGUUUUCGCUCCAGCAAGGGUCAGGAGCACACUGAAAGUGAUGCAUCUUUGGCAAAUAAACGGACUAAAAGAAAGUAUCGUCAAUAUAUGAAUCGCGUGGGGGGGUUUAAUCGCCCUUUAUCUCCGAAAUAA